Molecule: messenger RNA, 2381 nt
Organism: Selaginella moellendorffii
Lineage: Eukaryota; Viridiplantae; Streptophyta; Lycopodiopsida; Selaginellales; Selaginellaceae
Exons: 16
Coding region: 136-2262 (708 amino acids)
Source: RefSeq, a predicted model, not a curated record
CUUUCUUUUGUGCCGCGAUUCGAUCGAUCGUCACGACUGGGCGCAUUGUGAUUGUGAUCGAUUCUUCAGCAGGGAUUUCGGGAGCGCGCGGUCGCGGCGGCAUUGAUUUCUCCUUGCUCUGCCGCGAGCCGAGCUAUGAUCGUCCUGAUAUGGCUCCUGCUGUGCAUCACCGCCGGGGCCGUGUGCGUGAUGGAAAAGCUCCAGGAAUCGAGCAAGACGCGGUGCUGGAAGGAGGAUCUUCGAUGCCUGGCCACAAUGUGGUUUGGGAGGAUCAAGGGGGAAUCGCACAAGCAGCGCCUCGAUUCCUUCUACAGCUCCCAGGCCAAUGCAUAUGAUCACUUCCGCGCGGGAUUCCUCCACGGCCGCGAGCAGAUGCUGGCUUCUUGCGCGGCGCGCCUCCGCGGAUCAUCCGACCUCGUCUGGGUUGACUUGGGCGGCGGCACUGCUGAGAACGUCAAGAUGAUGUCCAAGUACAUGGACCUGAGCUCGUUCCGGAAGAUCUACGUCGUGGAUCUUUGCUCGGCGCUGUGCAACGUGGCGGCGGCAAAGUCCAAAAGAUUUGGUUGGAGUAACGUCGACGUGAUUGAGGGCGACGCAUGCGAGUUCCAGCCCCGAGGCCAGGCCGCGACACUUGUGACCUUCUCCUAUUCAUUGUCAAUGAUCCCACCAUUCAUGAAAGUGGUGGACAAGGCGUUGACUUAUCUCGCGGAUGACGGGAUCAUGGGUGUGACAGAUUUUUACACCUCCGCCAAGUAUGAUAAGCCCAACCGUCAGCAUUCGUGGCUUAACCGCUGGUUUUGGAGAUCCGUGUUUGACUUGGAUGGCAUUGACUUGGGGCCGGAGCGCAGAACCUACCUGGAACACAAGCUCGAACCAGUUUGUGAGUUUAAUGGCAGUGGGAGAAUUCCUUAUGUCCCAGUGUUGGAGGCUCCCUACUACAUCUGGAUUGGUCGAAAAAUCGGACGCCAUGAUCAAAACUUGCAGCGGUUUCCGAUAAGGGCCUCGGAUGAUUUGGAAGCCAAACGUCCAAGCUCGUUCCCUCCAACAUUUCUGUACUCCUUGUCGUGGGAAGAUCCUCGUGAAGAUGAGAAGGUUUUGGACAUUAAUCCAUCAGACGUUGUCUUGACACUUACUUCUGGAGGGUGCAAUGCUCUGGAUUUAGUCCUUCAAGGUGCGAAACAAGUGGUUGCUGUUGAUAUGAAUCCUGCUCAAAGCUACCUUCUUGAACUUAAGCGUCUGGCAACAACGAGGCUUUCUUUUGAGGAUGCCUGGAAAAUGUUUGGAGAGGGCGUACAUCCAACCUUCGAAAGUUUGCUGGAAAAGGAACUCGUUCCCUUUCUUAGCCAGGGGGCUGUGAAUUUCUGGAGAAAAAAAGCCAGGUACUUCAAGGAUGGAUUGUACUACCACGGUGGUAUGGGUCGACUCAUUCGAGCAGUAAGGGCGCUUGCAAGGCUUACACGAAAGGAGCGCUUCAUCGAGUCUCUUGUUAAUGCGCCCACGCUACAACAACAAAGAGAGCUCUGGUUCGCUUGUGUAGGAAACUGGCUAUCACAAGCUGGGAUUUUUGCGAAGAUGGUAUCUUUCUUCGUGACCAACAGAUUCACGAUGUGGUUUUGUGCUGGAGUGUGCAAAGGCCAGCUUCGUCUGCUACGCAAGGAGGGCAACUUAUACAACUACAUUGUCCGCUGUCUAAAUUCAACAGCUGCGUAUUCACAUCUCCGGGACAGCAACUACUUUUACCGCUGCUGCCUGACUGGGAAGUUUUCAUCCAACUGCUGUCCUCGUUUCCUGGAAAAGGAAAACUUCCACAAACUCAAGACAAGCCUUGCUGCGGAGGAGUGCCUGUUGAUCCGGACAGCCACAUUUGUGGAGGAGCUUUCGAAGCGAAUGUACACCAAGGUGAUUUUGAUGGACCACGUCGACUGGCUAGAACAAAGCGACGUCGAUGUCCUUUGCAAAGCGCUGCAAGCACAUGUAAUUCCUGGAGGCCGCGUGAUCUGGCGCAGUGCGUCGCGAUCUCCAAGCUACGCCAAUUGCAUCGAGAAAUCUGGAUUCAAAGUGAUCCAAGUAGCAACGAGCAAGGCUUACAUGGACAGAGUAAACAUGUACGCGAGCUUCUUCGUGGCUGUUCGCGUGGGUGGAUUGGCAUCCAUCAAAAUUCCAAUCCAUCCAUCAUCGAGGCUUCACGAUCACAAGCUGGAUCCUAAAGAACCCGAGUCGCCGGACUCGGUGCUACCAGCGCCAUUGUGGAUCGAGAUUUGAUCGAUCAUUCCUUCCUCUUCUCCACUGACGUCUAUCGAUUCUUUAUAUAUAAUUGGAACAUAACCAUUGUUAAUCAGCCCAAGGAAUAUAUUUGGCCCAAACCAUAUAAAUUGACUAUC